Messenger RNA from Marchantia polymorpha subsp. ruderalis, 4077 nucleotides. NCBI's taxonomy places the organism in Eukaryota, Viridiplantae, Streptophyta, Marchantiopsida, Marchantiales, Marchantiaceae. The record is from the annotation of a GenBank genome assembly.
GACACUGGAGUUUCCAAAAGUUUACUGAAUCAUUUUGAGGAUGUGCCUCGAAUUUCAACUCUCCUCUGGAACUAUCUAUUUGUAUCGAUCACUGAAUAAUCUCCGGGUCGUCCUGCGGAUCCGACGUUUCGUGUGAGAUAUGGAAUAUGAUAUUUGUCCCUUCCUUGCGGCACACUUGGGCUUUUCGUUCCACGAAGGAACCCUCCGAUCCAAACUCAAUGCGGACCGUGGAGCGUCACGAAGAAGUUCCCUCCUUUCGAUGCAGUACAAAUUCGAGAUUCAUGUGCACACUCGAGGUCUAGAUAUCAGCCGACCGAUCAGUCUUCAUUGUCAUCUCAGUGACAGAAUGUGCGUUGCAAGAAAAUAAAAUUUAGAUUCUGUUGACAAUCUCUGACGUAUCAGCAGGUGCGUACGCACCUGCUGUAACGCUGCGAGCUGCACUCUGAAAGCUGCUGAAUCGGUCGGAAUUCGGAUGAUUUCAUAAACACACAAAAAAAAGUCUACGGCGUUGUCAUUUGUGAGCAACGAGCUUCAUCUAGUAAAAUCAACUUCUGGUUCGUGUUUGAAUCGACGAAGGCGGCGGGCUACGAGAAGACUAGAGGUGCCGGCCUGCAUGUAAAAAAAUUGGCCAUGUCCUCGACGAAUACAGUUGACCUCUAUCACGGGCAGACUGCAUGGAACACAGCUCAAUCUCCCGUCUAUUCUCAUUUCAACGCUGACUUAGUUGAAGCGGCGAAGAGGCAUAUUCCGCAGACUGCAUGGAACACAGCUCAAUCUCCCGUCUGGUGUCAUAUCAACAUUGACUUAGUUGAAGCGGCGAAGAGGCAGCUUCGGUUCCUCGAGGUUGUAGACCGGACUGCGGCACUCCAACAACCUGAACUUUUGACAUGUGCAGUGUACAGGUACUGGAACUACUGGCUGCCACUGGCAUCGAAGUUCCAGGCCUAUGGAUUCCCCGGCAAGUAUUACGGGACGACCGGCGCUUGCUUGUUGCCGCCGUUGGAUUGCGCAUGGAUCUGGCAUUGCCACAAGCUCAGCCCGGUGCGGUACGCAAAGGACUGCAGAACGAUUUUUGGGAAGGUCAUCGACAUCAGAACCGUCCCCGAUGCAUACUCCACGGAGGCCGACUCACAACAAGCUUCGGCGGAAUUUUGGAACACUGAGUACCCGGGCGAGCAAUACCAUUUGAUUCUGCCCUACGAGGAAGGCCUAAGUGAUGAAUAUAAAAAAGUCCUUGAAAUCCAGUGUGCUAAGCUCAGGCCUUUAUCUCCCAUGCAGUCAUACGACCUCGUCGCCGCAGCUGAAAGACAGCGACCUUUCUUCUUUCAGGUUCAAAGGAGCUGGUUCAAGGACGAUGAAUUCCUGCAAGACGGCGUCCGAAGAUAUAGAGGAUACCUUUACAUGAUCCAACAAGCUUUGCAGUCGAGGAAAGAAAACGAUCCUCCAGUUUUCCUGGUUCCGACGUACGACAUCGACCUCAUAUGGCACACUCACCAGCUGCACCCGAGCGCAUACGCUCGAGACACAACGAGUCUGAUCGGCAGAAUCCUGGACCAUGAUGACACCGACACCGAUCGAGGAGCGGGCAAGAAGCUUAACAAUGGCUAUCUCGACUCAUGCAACAGGUGGUGGGCUACUUUCGGGUUCGUGUACGAGCGAGCGGGAGCGAUGCACAGGGGACCCGAUCCACCGAUGAGGGGUGCUCCUGCUAAAUCCACGACGACGGACGGUUGGGCUAUGACAAGGGAUAGGACAAUUUUAGAGAACACGAAAUAUGGAAGGUGGAAUUCUUCUUACUAUGACAGUCUUAUGAAGACUGAUGCUGAACAGACACGGGCCGAGAACGCGAGAUCGACCUGCCAGGUGCACCUGGUGAUUUUGAGCGCUAAAAAUCUCCCUGAACCGCCGGAACACCAUAAAUGGACAUUCCAGGUUCGGGUGACCGCCUUGGAGAAAUGCCCGUCCUUGAGCGUCCACACAGAAAAAAAGGAAGCUUCUGACAAGAAUGAAGUGGAGUGGAAUCAUGGCAUUGCGAUGGAAGCUGAACAGGGAACGAAAGGUUUGCAGCUCGAGCUACUGCGCAUAAUCUCGGUGAAACGCCAGCAAGGCAAAACGAAGGCUGGAUGUUUCUUUCGGGGUUCGAGAAAGAAAUCUCAAGUGGGUGCAAGCACAUACUUGAACUCGCAACCAAUUGUCACGAGCGUGGGCACGGUUUGCAUCUAUUGGGCUGAAGUCGAUAUUCAUGGGUCGAAAAGGAUAUCCAAAUCUCUCGACAUUUCAAAUGCUGAAAUUGAGUUUUGCAUAUCUGCAACAAAAUUUCUGCCGGCACCGAAAUUGUUCCGCGCACUGCAUUCGCCUGUGACGGACGACAACCACAACAAGGUAUCUCUAUCUAUUGAAAAAGGUGCUGUUCCUCAGCAAGGACGUUGGACGACGAAGACAGUAGUGAAUCACAAUGGCAAGCCCAUCUACAAAAUUCGACAGAGUUUAGAAAAGGGUCUCCUGACCCGGAAGGCUUCCUCGGUAGGAUGUGAAGAAAAAUCCCAUAUAUUCGUACAUGAAGUAGUAGAAGAUCCGAAUGCAGGUAAACAACCAUCUUGGCCCAGAAUGGAUGACACAGAAGCAGGUAGAGGCCUGGCCGAAUGCCGCCUUCUCGUAACGGAGUACCACAAACGGAACAAGGAUAUACGAGAGUGGAAUCUCUUCAAUGACGGAGCGAUUCUGACUGUGUAUAAGCCCUCGAAAACAACGAAGGAUGUAACCUGUGAGCUAUACGGUCUAUUAGGUCCAAACCGGGUGAGGUUACUCCCAGGCAGGAGACUGGAGUACGCUGUCGCCAAUGACGUAUCUACGAACAGGUAUCUAACUCUCAUGCGAUAUACACCGGAGGCUCCCACGGGCACAGCCACAGCUCUUCUGAACGUGACCAAAGCUUGCUUCGAGGUUAAGCCGGAAGAAAGCACAAUAUUGGUGCUUCUGAUUUUUUCUGCGGUGACCAUGUCCUUAAAAGAGUUUGGAACUCCUCUCAAGAAGAGCGCAGAUUGGAGUGUCAAGAAGAGCUACAAAAGUCUACUCCGUGGAAAAUCCGACGGUGAAUUAGGAGCGGUCAAGCUGAAAAAGAAUCAGUUCUCUCCACAGUUUAAUCAUCCUGAUCCAUCGGAUGAGGAGCCCGAGAAGAAAAAUAGUACUCUGUACAUCCCUUGGGACGAAAUCAGCGUAAGUUUUAACAACGACCAAGGCCUGGCCGGUGCCCAGUGCGAGCCCGCAGCAUGUGCGGGCACAGCUUGUGGGGGGAACGAGGUUGCUUCAUCCGGAUGGUCUGGCGACAGUGGUGGUGGUGAUGGGGGUGGAGAUAGUGGUGAUGGCGAUGGCGGAGGCUGUGGUGGAGGCGGAGGCUGUGGAGGAUGUGGUGGCUGUGGCUAGACAGAAUCAAGUUCAUGAAGAGUAGAUUCACGAACUUGUUACCCUCUGGCUGCUUCUGCUGCUGUAUUGCUCUGUACAUUCUGAAAUGCUUUGCAUACAUUGGUUUAGGUGAUCGAUCGUUUUGGGAAUUUCUUGUCACUUCAAGAUUUUACGGAGAAAGUUUCCAGAUGUUAUGGUUCCUACCCAAUGAUGCUAAUAGUUGCGUACUUUUGGAUUGUAGCAGCAGAUCCACUGUAAUUUUUGUUGCGCAUAUAUAUCAUGCAGCAAAAGCUAUGUCGUAUUUAACAUUUGAAACAAUGAGAAGUGUUAAUCUCUGUUCAUCAUCGAACAGCUUAUCUUAGCUGUUCCGUUAUAGAAACCAGUUACCUGUGUAGCCUCUCUGAAUGUAAGUCUGUUCACUUAGAUUCAGCCAGUGAGUACGUUCAUCAGCAUGUUGAAUUGUCGAAGAUGCCUGUAAGAUAGAUACUGCAAAGAGUGGAACACUUAGACUCACCGUUUGCGGUUAACAGAUGGGAAUGAUUACAUAUGGCUGGUGAUCACACUUGGCUGUAUUUGCACUGCUCAACUCUUUCUGUUGAAAAUUUUCUCUCGUAGUUCAAUUUUUUGGACACAAAUUAUUGCAUUGUGUAUUUUAUGUUGCGUACAAGCUUGGCC